AUCGGGUCUGUUGCAGUGUGUUAUGAAGUGUGUGACUUGUCGGUAUUUUUUGUUCGUAUAAACAUUGAUUUUGGAGCUUAUGUUUCCCGUGGCCCGACUUUUAAGUGUCAUGGAUUAUGGUUUUCCUUGUGUUUAUUGGUGUAGAUGACGGUUUGAGGAGUACAACUCCUCAAAUCUCACUGUGUUCGGGAGGUGGCCCGUUUUCGACAGCCUAACAUGGCUGAUAAUUUAAGUCAAAAAUCGCCAAAGGCAGGUGAGAAAACAAAAGUUAACAGCGUGUUGACACGUAUCAACAGUGACGUCGAUAAAAAUCUAACCACAUCAGCAGCAUCUCCUGUCACAACACCGAGUCAGAGAAAGAAAACACCAGCGUUUCAAAUAACGAGUGUCACAGUUUUGCCUAGUAUAAGUGCAGACGGAGGCGAAGAUUCAGCUGACGAUUUGGAUGAAUCUCACACGGAUGACACGUCCGACGUCGUAGAUAAUUCCAGAAUCACUGACAUAGAAAACGAAACUCCAAGUUUUUCGGAAGACACCUUUUCCAAAGAAGACGUAUUUUUCAACGCCACUGCAGCAUCUUUGGGAUCGGCUCCUGUUAUUCCUACAAGUUCACAAUACGGACUUGCUAUUGUCGCUAACGAAGCCGGCAGUGCAACUUCUAAUAACGGUAGUGUACCAGCAUCUAACGCCGCUGCUAAUACAACAGGUGACGUAAAGGCAGGUGCCACUGAUUCCACAAUUGCUGUCAGCAAUUCCAAUAGUGUAAACAAGCAAGAAACAGAAAUGAGGGACGUCCACGCUCCAGCUAGUAGGAACGAACGUUUUAAGGUGGUUAAAAUUGAAAGCACUGUACCCUUUAAGAGGGGCAGGUGGAUGUGUAUGGAUUAUUUGGACCAUACGAUGUCGCAGAAUCAACAAAAUUCGCAACAGGCUAUCAUAAACGUUGUUAAAAAUGUGGAUGGUGAAACAAAUACCAGCUCUGUAAAGUAUGGAACUGAUAGUGGAGUUGUGAUUACAGAUGGUCUCAUUGUUCGCAGCAUAGACAGUCAAGGUAUAACAAACCAGGAUUCUUCGAAAUCUGUAUUUGUUAACGAGCAGCAGCAGCCGCCACCAGCUGGUUAUAUGACACAACAAGGAACUACUGGGAACUUUACACCAGGCCAGAGUGUAAACAUCUCUCUUUCUCCUGGACAAACACUGCAACAGCCGUAUGUGGCAACAAGUCAGCAAAAUAACACACUUAUUACACAGGUUCCACAGCAAAAUUUGCAGCAACAACAGCCACAGCAACAGCCACCGAUGUUGCAGCAUCAGAUGUCAGUGAUAGCUCAACAACAGCUACAACAACAGCAUCCAGCACAGGUACCAGCCCAGAAUGUUCCCAUGCAUCACACCCAGAGCAUGUCACAGGUCCCUAUGCAGCAUAAUGUAAUACCUGGUCAACAUCAACAGUCUGCUCAGCACCAGAGUUUACCUCCACAACAGUUUCAACAGGUAAUGUCUACUGCCAAUUCCCAAUAUAUUCAUCAGCAGCAGAACUUGCCAGCAGGACAACAGGUGCACCAGCCUCCAAAUAUAACUGCAAAUCAGCAAAUGUACCAUCAGUCCCUGCCACCAGCCUCUUCGCAGCAGCAGAUUUCACAAGCAGCAUACAUACCACCACCUACACAACCAGUGCAGCAGCAACAGCAGGUUCCUACUGGCUUGAUAACUGUUCAACAAGGUCUUCCACAACAGAUAAUAGUUCAGCAACAACCACCACAACAACAGCAGCAGCAGCAAAUGCAAGCCACUUAUUAUACCCCACCACCACAAGGUGUGUCUGCUCAGGCCACUCAGCAAGGAGUAAUCACAAUGGGCCAAGUUCAGCAAGGAGUUAAUGUUGUUUCACAGCCUCCGUCAGUUGUGUCACAGCCAAGUAUCAUCCAGACUUCAGCUGCCAGUCAGACGAAAGUGCCAGUUCAAGGUCAGCAACAGCCACAAACCAUUCCUUUAUCUCAGCCGUCUGCUACACAGCAAGUAUCAAACAGUGUUCCAAUGUCUGCUCCAGUGAUUUCACAGAAGGCACAUCUUCCACCGAUUCAGAUAGUGAAUUCACAAAUCCCACCAUCACAGGAUCAAGUACAACAGCAUAUUCCUGUCUCACCGCAGCCUCAGCUGCAGCCACAACAGCAAAUACCAUUACAGCCACAAGUACCAGUGCAACAGCAACAGAUGGCACCUAAUCAGCAACAUAUUCCUCAGAUCCACCAGCAGCAAAUUAUUAAUCAGCAAAUAACUCCACAGCAACAGCCACCAGUACACAGCUCAAAUUUGCAACCUGUGCAGCAACAAGUGCAUAGCAUACAGCAGCCGCAACAACAGCAGCCGCCUCAGCAACCAACGUCACAACAGCAGCAGCCACUGCCUCAGCAACCACCUCCACCACAGCAGCAGCAGGGACAGCAGCCAGCCAGUGUUAUGGGGCAGCAGCCUAUGAUUCCUGUGCAAACAUCUGUUCCUAUGUCCACUAUUACUGGACCAGCACAGCAGAUGUAUUCAAAUAGUGCUACACCAGUGCAAUCGUAUGCAAAUCCACAACCUGUCACUGUCACAACUGCUAGGACUCCAGUUAAUCCAGUGCUGCAACAUCAAGUCUCUGCAAGUGGUGUUGGUGCAACAAAUAUAAGUGUGGCUUCAAAUUUACCAAAUGUGGUGGAUCCAAACUCAGGUACAGUGAUUGGUAUUGUCAGUAAUCCUGCUGAAAACCAAAUUUCCCAGCCAGAAAUUAAUGCUGCCAAAACUGAGUCCCAUGAGAUUGGAAAAAAUGCCGAGGAGAAGCAGACUGCCAUUGCCCCAGUUGAGGACCAAGAAAGCGUGAACGCCCUGGCGGUGGCGGUGGCGCUGGCGCCGAAGCGUCCGCGGGAACUGGUGCCCGAUGCGGGGGCGGCGGGGGCGGCGCUGGGUGCGCGCGGCCCGCCCCCCAACACGCCCCUCAGCAGGGCCGCCUCCCCGGUGCCGCCGGCGGACGCGCCCGCCGCCGACAAGCAGCAGCAGCACAGUGCCUCCGGUACCAGCGCAGUUGCCAUCGAUAACAAGAUUGAACAAGCAAUGGAUCUCGUGAAAAGCCACCUCAUGUUCGCAGUGAGGGAGGAAGUCGAAGUACUGAAGGAACGUAUCGCAGAGCUCAUGGACCGAAUCUGUCAGCUCGAGACGGAAAACACGAUCCUGAAAGCGCACGCCUCUCAGGAAGCCCUGGCGCAGUUGGGCCUAAAUAAUCAGGGCCAGCAACAGCAACAACCUCCGUCUCAGCAGCAGCAGCAGCAGCAGCUACAACAGCAGCAGCAGCUACACCAGCAGCAGCAACAGCAGCAGCAGCAGCAACAGCAACAGCAGCAGCAGCAGCAACAACAGCAACAGCAGCAGCAGCAGCAAUUGCAACAACAACAACUCCAACAGCAGCAGCAGCAGCUGCAGCAACAUCAGCAGUUGCAACAACAGUCGUCAGUGCAGCCACAGCAGCAACCUCAGCAACAGCUGCAGGGAAAGGCACUGAAUGGCACUCUCCCGUAAUUGUAUCCUAAACCCCACUGUGGUAUUCUUGUUCCCACACACUAGUCAGCUGGGAGCUGGCAAAAAGGGCAAAGACUUUAUGCUUAUUGCAGUUCUCCUCAGCCUGUCAGCUUGCAGUGAUACUGCUCCACUGUUUGUGUAAAUCUGAAGAUGCUCGUUACUUUGAUUGUUUUAGUUAAUAUAUGUAAUGUCAAGUUUUCCAAGUAUUACUGUACUGUUGAAACGGCAGGGAACCUGGUUGCUAAGAAAUGGAGCACUCACACUAGUAGAUAUCCCAUACCAUACGUACUGCAAAACUUGUGGGUAUCUUCUGUCUGCCUUUCUUUGCUCUGAAAGAGAGAGAGAGAGAGAGAGAGAGAGAGAGAGAGUGUGUGUGUGUGUGUGUGUGUGUGUGUGGACACGCAGGUGUGUGCACAUAAUAGAAUCUCAGUUUCUGUUUAAACAGUUAUUUAAGGAAGGACUGUGGUGCUGCCAUUAUGUAUGAAGUGAUUGGUUUGGAGACAGGAAAGAAGACUGUUUUAUACUAGGCAUUUUAUGUAAAUUAGUGAGAUGCAGAAAUUAAUGUCUCGGAAAUGUACACGAAAGGAGUGUAUUACGUGUUUGAAAGAGUAUUGCUGCGUUCACUUCGAGAAACUGGCUGUUAGUAGAUGUGUAAUAGUCUCUCUGUUGAAUCUAUCAACUGCUAAAAAUGUCCACUGUUUUAUGGGUUGAGUAAGUGUUGUGUAUUUUGGAUAUUAAGUUUUCAUGUUUAUGGAUUUUUGCUGAAGAAAAUAACAUAGCUUUGGUGGUGUUGAAUGAAUUUUACUGAAAUGUGGUCUGAAUGUAGAAACCACAUGACUUCAAAGAUGAUAUUCUGUCAGCUCAGAUUUCAUUUCAGAACAACAGUAGUUGCAAUGUAACUGGAAUGGAGUGAGAUUUGCAUUGAACCCUCAUACAGAGUUUAAAAAAUUAGUACAUGCUUUUGCCCCACAAUUAUGCUAACUUGAAACACUAUUGUAUAUUUAUGGAGGGCAUGUCACUAUGGCUGUGCUAAUAAGAUAAUUAAUUUUUUAAUGGUUCUCGUGUAAAUAUUGUAGUGUCGAACAGUGUAAAUCCCGCCCUCCAUAUAGUAUAUUGUUAGUGGUACAUUUUGUAUAAUUGAGUUAGGAUAAUUCGUUUUCUUCUACCGUGUAAGCACUAACUGCUCAAGAAAUGUUAAACUUUAAUUCACCAAAAUGUUGUUGAAGCAAGAAGUUACAGAAGCAGAAUUGAUUACUUACUGCAGUUAAUGCAACUAACGACACCUAAUACAAUAUAAAUCUUAAAUUUUCUACUGUUUAUAGGACACAAAAGUUUUGCGGCAUAUCACAUUGUAAUUCUAAUGCGUACUUUUAGAAGUAAAAUAAAAAAAAUUAAAAAAAAUAUAAUUUCUAUCUGCCACAUACUACUCUGUCUGGUGGAGCACAUAGAAGAGGUUUCUUGUAAUUAAUUAUGAUUGUUUGACACUUUCUAACCAUAGUUUUUCCAAGUGAGAUUUGCCUUAUACAGUGCUGCUUAUGGUUGCUUUAUUGAGCUCCACAAAAUGUGAUUUAAUGUCUUUAAUGCGAAAUACUUGCUUUCAAAAGAGUAGAAAUUUGUAAUUUUUGAUUGAGCAAACACUGUAAGUUACAGUAACUGAAAAAUGACUUCUCAUUAUGCCUCUGAAAACUCCUAAGAACCAUUCUCCGAAGCAGUGCAGUACUUAUUCACGAUUAUUAAGAAAUGUGUGACAUUAUUUACCAUGUGCACAGUUUUAUUUGACAAUGAAAAUUCAACAGUAACAAUAACGAAAAUCACUAACAGUCUUAAUCAAUGUAAAAAUAUGCUAGUGUCUUAUAGAGUGAGACGUAUAUUUUAAAAAAAAGUGAUUUUUAAUUGUACAGUGUGACUGUGUACAGAUGACUGUUCGAGGCCAGCUGUGGACUGUUGCUGGGCCUUAGUGUGUUUUGUAAUUAGUGUCAGUUGUUACAUGUUAAGUUAUCAUGCAUUGGAAGUAUUGGAAGACAGAUGCUUUAUCUUCUUUGUGGCAACAUAUACAAAUGUAUUUCUGUAUAUAUACUUUUAUUCAGCUACUUUUGUCAACUGGCGAUAAAACUGAUUUGAGCAAAACAAUGCUUGAGACAUGGUUCCUUAUUAUUAUUGUCAGCUUGAUUAUUAAUAAAAAAUCUUUAAAUAAAUUUUA
Schistocerca serialis cubense is the source of this 5752-nucleotide messenger RNA. RefSeq lists its product as uncharacterized. The transcript is spliced from 4 exons. Gene Ontology annotation, biological process: regulation of transcription by RNA polymerase II. The coding region runs from base 217 to 3552 and encodes 1111 amino acids. The record is from RefSeq and is a predicted model, not a curated record. Lineage: Eukaryota; Metazoa; Arthropoda; Insecta; Orthoptera; Acrididae.